Messenger RNA from Thyridium curvatum, 1086 nucleotides. RefSeq lists its product as uncharacterized. Gene Ontology annotation, cellular component: mitochondrion. The record is from RefSeq and is a predicted model, not a curated record. The transcript has 2 exons. Gene Ontology annotation, molecular function: alternative oxidase activity. NCBI's taxonomy places the organism in Eukaryota, Fungi, Ascomycota, Sordariomycetes, Thyridiales, Thyridiaceae. The coding region runs from base 1 to 1086 and encodes 361 amino acids. Gene Ontology annotation, biological process: alternative respiration.
AUGCUGUCCACCCGAGUGAGCCCCAAGCUGUGCUCUCCCCAGCACGUUGCCAAGCUCGGCCGCUCCGUCGCGCCUCUUGCUCACGGCCAGUGCCUGCUCGUCUACCCGGCGAGCGGCCGCCUGUCGUGCACUGCCCAGUGGCAGGCACACCACCGGCAGGCACAGACCCCGCGGUCGUUCUCGACCACGAGCGCCAACCAGCUCCGGGACUUCUUCCCGAUCAAGGAGACCAAGCAUAUCCGAGAGACCCCCCCGGCAUGGCCUCACCACGGCUACACCGAGGAGGAGAUGCUGGCCGUCGUCCCCGGCCACCGCCCGCCUGAGACGCUAGGAGACCAGUUCGUCUGGAAGUUCAUGCGGUUCUGCAGAUGGGGCAUGGACCUGGCCACGGGCCUGUCGAGCGAGCAAAAGUCGGACAAGAAGAACCCGACGACGGCGGUGGCGGCCGUCAAGCCGCUGACCGAGGCGCAGUGGCUCACGCGCUUCAUCUUCCUCGAGUCGAUCGCGGGCGUGCCCGGCAUGGUGGCCGGCAUGCUGCGGCACCUGCACUCGCUGCGGCGGCUGCGGCGCGACAACGGCUGGAUCGAGAGCCUGCUCGAGGAGUCGUUCAACGAGCGCAUGCACCUGCUCACCUUCCUCAAGAUGUGCGAGCCGGGCUGGUUCAUGAAGGUCAUGCUGCUGGGCGCCCAGGGCGUCUACUUCAACCUGCUCUUCGUCACCUACCUCAUCUCGCCCAAGCUCACGCACCGCUUCGUCGGCUACCUCGAGGAGGAGGCCGUGCACACGUACACGCGCUGCAUCAAGGAGAUCGAGCAGGGCUGCACGCCCAAGUGGUCCGACCCCGACUUCCAGAUCCCCGACAUCGCCGUCAAGUACUGGCGCAUGCCCGAGGGCAAGCGCACGAUGCGCGACCUCAUCCUCUACAUCCGCGCCGACGAGGCCGGCCACCGCGGCGUCAACCACACGCUCAGCAACCUGAACCAGAAGGAGGACCCGAACCCCUUUGUCAGCGCCUACAAGUCCGGCGCGCACCCGCCCAACGCCAUGGCCAAGCCCGCCGGCUAUGAGCGCGAGGAGGUCAUGUAG